AUGUCUGAUGAAAAUACCAGUAAAAGCCCUACAACAACAGUAACAUCAGAUAUGCAACAAAACGCUCUUUUCAGCCGUGGUGAUCACUUCUAUUGGAAAUGUGAAUAUGAAAAGGCGAAAACACAUUUUCAAACCAUUUUGCUUCAACCAUCAAUAAGUCUUCUUGACUCAGCUCGAUGUUAUAGUUCGCUUGGUGCAGCCAACACGAAAUUACAAAAGUAUGAAGAAGCAUUAGACAACUAUCAUAAGCAGCUUGAUAUUUUAAAGCAACUGAAAGUACCAAACAAAGGAGAAGGUGAUAUUGCUAAAUGUUUCAUGUCAAUUGGUAUGAUCUAUUGGUUGCAACGCAAUUAUGCACAAGCUCUUGAAUAUCAGGAAAAAGCACUCAAGAUUCUUUCUACCAUCACACCAAUUCAUGAUCUUACAUCAAAAGUUUACAAAAAUAUUGCUAAUUCAUACGUAAAAACAAAGGAAUUCAACUCAGCAUUUAUGUACUUUGAAAAGGCGCUAGAAAUCGAUCAUCAAAAUCCAAAAGUAGAUCAUCUAGAAUUUGGACAAACUUAUGCAGAUAUCGGAGCGAUGUUCUAUUUAAAACAAGAUUAUAAACAAGCAUUGAAUUAUUUUGUGAAAGCCCGUGAAAUAUUGUUGAAAUCUCUGGAACCAAGUCAUACAAAUAUUAAAUCAUUGGACAAGACAAUAACCACGGUUCAAUCAAAAAUAGGUAUGCAUAUGUCAAGAAGUACAGCGUUUGGGAAUGAGAAGGUAGACAUGAAGCGAGUCAAGGAGUUCAUUUACAUAGAGUUAAAAUUGUCGUAUUUGAAAAUUUAGGAGAAGAUUCUCUAUCAUUCGAGCAAAUCGCCGAAUUGUAUUGUCGUACACUAUUGUCGUUUUGAAUAUUUCUUAAUCAAUACUUCUUGCUUAGUUAGCUUUAAAGCAUAAGUACUUUUUGUGAAACACGGCCUGAAGGAAGUGUUGAAAUGUAGCGGGUA
Messenger RNA from Rotaria sp. Silwood2, 989 nucleotides. The record is from the annotation of a GenBank genome assembly. Lineage: Eukaryota; Metazoa; Rotifera; Eurotatoria; Philodinida; Philodinidae.